This is a messenger RNA of Trichomonas vaginalis G3, 699 nucleotides long. RefSeq lists its product as uncharacterized. The coding region runs from base 1 to 699 and encodes 232 amino acids. NCBI's taxonomy places the organism in Eukaryota, Parabasalia, Trichomonadida, Trichomonadidae. The transcript has a single exon. The record is from RefSeq and is a predicted model, not a curated record.
AUGGAGCAAACUCAUUCCGUGCUGCUUCUCCUUAAUUUCCUUAACUAUGCAAUGAUAAUCCUCCCUGCAAUUAGUCUCAUAGUUGUUUAUAGCUUUAUUUUUUCCCAUUGGUCCUCAAGAACUGUAACAAUUCCAUUCUUUUCCGACUUAGAUCCAGCAAGCCCAGAAUCACGCUUUAGUACAGCAAUAAUGUCAAUCGAACUUAUCAUUAUUACUAUUAUUUUAUAUUGUCGUCAUAGUGUUAUGGAAAUAUUGUUCAAAACAGAAAAACGAUUCGAAAAGCGUUUUAAGUUGGUAUAUUUAGCAAUGAGAAUUAUCAAUUACUUCCAACUUUCUGGAAAUUUAAUGGUGAUUGUAUUUAAUUACGGAUUAAACCCAAUUGCGCAUAACAUUGGAAUGCUUUUCAUGUAUUUAGGCUAUGCAAUUUACUUAUUCAUAUACGAUAUUGCUGUCAAAGCUCUUGGAAAACCUUCAAGAGAUUUUUCAAAGAUUGUUUCAGCAGUAUUAAUGGUUAUUACGCCACCAUUUAUUUUCAUUCGAUUUGUUUACCCAGCAUAUGCUGAUAUGAUAAUUUAUUCAAUAUCUUCAGUUUUAGGUCUGAUAACAUAUGUUUGUCUCUAUCUCAAACUGUUUGUAUGUAAGUUUGAUUUACCAGAAUUCGGAAUCCGUGUUACAAAAAAGAUUCCUUUCAAUAAUUAA